AUGCUGCGCGGAGGAUUCGAAAUCAUACUGCUGGUGCUGCCGUGCGCAAUUCGUCCACGAGGCGCAGCCAGGCAACUGCACCUGAGUAUUCAGGCCCUCUCAACCUUUGCACAGUACGCAUCCACAAUAUUUACCCACGACAUCCAAAUCACCCAGGACACAGAAUCACAGUCAACCGUCGCAGAUGACAGUAUGGUGCACCUUACCAAGAUCAGAGAAAGUAAUGCGCAAAUCGACGGAGAGACAGCACCCCGGAUCGCAGUGUUUGUCGGCGGGACCUCGGGCAUAGGAAAGAUCACGCUGGGAGCGAUAGCAAAGCUGGGAACAAACUUCAAAGCCUACGUUGUUGGAAGAAAAGAGAGCAAGGCGGCGUUUCAACUAUUCAUCGAAGAGCUACAUACGGCGAACGCGAAUGCGAGUGUCAUAUGGGUAGAAGGUCAGGUUACGCUGCUGUCUGAAGUAAAGCGGAUAUGCGACUACAUAAAAAAACUCGAGACCAGUAUCGAUCUCCUCUUCUUAACAACCGGAUACGUACCGUUUUUCGGACGAGAAACCACGUCCGAAGGCUUAGACAUCAGCCAAGUACUAGAGUUCUACGCGCGGUUCUGCUUUACACAAAACCUCCUUUCCCUACUCCGCGCUUCGGAUCGCGCACGCGUGAUAAGCGUACGCGCUGGCGGAAUGGAAACCGACUGGUUCUUCAAACCAGAUGAUCUAUUACUCGAAGCCCCAGGCGCAUUCGGAGCCAUGACUACGAUGAUACACAUGAUCAACAUGGCCACACUAUCACUCGAACGCCUUGCUGGAAUGCCAGAGAACAAGAAUAUCGUCUUCAUACACGCACAUCCAGGGAGCGUGCGGACGGGAAAUCUGUUUCGCGGGUUCAAGGAAGGGUCUUGGGGUUCGUGGGCGGCUUGGAUGUUCAUGGAUCCAGUGAUUAGGAUUAUGACGUAUAGGGAGGAGGAGGCCGGUGAGAGGUAUGUAUACCAGAUUACUAGUGCGGCUUUUGGAGGGAAAGGGGUGCCGUUGAGAGGAGGCGUUGUGGAAGGGAAGAACACGGUAGGACAGAAAGAUGGAGGCCUGUUUCUGGUAUGGCAUACUUGUGAGACGACGCUGAAUGAGAAGGCGCUGGCGAGAUUGAGAGUGAGCGCCCAGGACAAGGUUUGGGCCAAAACACAGGAGAUUGUUGGGCCAUAUGCUUAG
Molecule: messenger RNA, 1203 nt
Organism: Alternaria rosae
Lineage: Eukaryota; Fungi; Ascomycota; Dothideomycetes; Pleosporales; Pleosporaceae
Exons: 2
Coding region: 1-1203 (400 amino acids)
Biological process (GO): secondary metabolic process
Source: RefSeq, a predicted model, not a curated record